Olea europaea var. sylvestris is the source of this 1207-nucleotide messenger RNA. RefSeq names its product aquaporin TIP4-1-like. NCBI's taxonomy places the organism in Eukaryota, Viridiplantae, Streptophyta, Magnoliopsida, Lamiales, Oleaceae. The transcript has a single exon. Gene Ontology annotation, cellular component: membrane. Gene Ontology annotation, molecular function: water channel activity. Bases 679 to 999 code for a protein of 106 amino acids. Gene Ontology annotation, biological process: transmembrane transport; water transport. The record is from RefSeq and is a predicted model, not a curated record.
UGUGGUAGAAUGUGACUCGGUUUGGCCCCUAGUGCUCUAUCUCGCAUUUACUUAAUACACGACUUAUUGAAUGGCUGAGAUGAUGACACCUGUUAUUGGCUGAACCGUUGGAUGCAUUAUGACCUUUUAUAUUCUAGUCUCUCUCAUUUUUCUGGGUUUGAGGGUUUCAGUCUCUACUUGUCUUUAUGAUUUCUCUCUCUGAAAACCUUUGGUUUUCAUUUGUAAUCUUGAGUCUUCUAGUAUUCUUGGUGAUGUCCAGUGUAAAUCAUGUUAUGGUUAGAGUUUUAUUGUUCUUGGGUGAAUUGUAAUUCUUGGUUACUUGGGGGUAAUCUGUAAACGAGAGAAAAAGUGAGAGUUGAGUUUGAGGGCUUUAAGUCGAGUGAUUCUUGGGUUUUUGAUUCCUGUAUUUUGACGCACUUUGCUGGGUUCUAGUGUAUUGGAGUGUUAAUCACUUAGGUGGAUACUCAACGUGGUGAUUAGUCCAUUUUUGAGUGAACAUCCGGACUUACAGACGAAACAUCUUUGUGUUCUCUGUGUUUGAUUUACUCAAUUUAAUUUUGGGAUUGUUAGAUACCAACGUAUUAUAUUCUAACAAGGAACCAUGUGAUUUCUUGAUUCUUGCAGACUAUACCAGUACAUACACUUGCAACUGGGGUGGACUUCGCCCAAGGGGUUAUAAUGGAAAUUGUGUUGACAUUUUCAUUGUUAUUCACUGUUUAUGCAACAAUUGUGGACCCCAAGAAGGGGUUCCUUGAAGGGAUGGGCCCACUUCUUACUGGUCUUGUUGUUGGGGCCAACGUCAUGGCUGGUGGGCCAUUCUCAGGGGCUUCAAUGAACCCUGCAAGGUCAUUCGGGCCAGCUUUGGUCAGCGGGGAUUGGACCGAUCACUGGGUAUACUGGGUUGGGCCACUCAUUGGAGGUGGUCUUGCUGGAUAUAUCUAUGAGAACUUCUUCAUUGUCAGAUCUCAUGUUCAACUGUCAGGAGAGGAAGUUUUCUAAUCUAAGCCCAAUCCAAUAAGCAUAUCGAGUGCUCUGUUGUCUAUUAGACAAUGUUGUUAGUCUGUUUUUAAAUUUAUUAAAUAAUUGAGUAUUUUCGAUGUUACGACUCACAAGCACAAAUUCAAAGAUAUACUCUCGUUAUACAUGAGAGCAUGAAAAAAAGCAUUGAUCAACGGAUGGGAUUGUGCUAAGGAUAGGCGCUUCUCUU